Oncorhynchus tshawytscha (Chinook salmon) is the source of this 6940-nucleotide messenger RNA. RefSeq names its product protein sidekick-2-like. The transcript is spliced from 45 exons. The record is from RefSeq and is a predicted model, not a curated record. Bases 78 to 6662 code for a protein of 2194 amino acids. Lineage: Eukaryota; Metazoa; Chordata; Actinopteri; Salmoniformes; Salmonidae. Gene Ontology annotation, molecular function: protein binding.
ACGUGCCGCCCUACUUUAAGACGGAGCCGGUGCGGAGCCAGUUGCACCUGGAGCGUAACAGGCUCGUGUUGACGUGUAUGGCAGAGGGGAGCUGGCCCCUGGAGUUCAAAUGGAUCCACAAUGGCACUGAGCUCACACGUUUCUCACAGGAGUACAGGUACUUGAUUCCCUCCCUGGACCGUUCCCAUGCUGGCUUCUACCAAUGUAUCAUCAGGAACCGUGUUGGAGCCUUACUACAGAGGAGGACUGAAGUGCAGGUUGCAUUUAUGGGCGGUUUUGAGGAGGGUGAGCGCGACCAGUCGGUCUCUCAGGGGGAGGGGGCAGUGGUUCCCGCUCCACGCAUCAGGAGCUUUCCCCAGCCGCAGGUCACAUGGUUCAGAGACGGACGCAAGAUACCACCCAGCAGCCGCAUAGCCAUUACUCUGGACAACACUCUGGUCAUCCUGUCCACGGUGGCCCCUGAUGCUGGACGUUACUACGUACAGGCUGUCAACGACAAGAACGGCGAAAACAAGACCAGCCAACCCAUAACCCUUUCUGUCGACAAUGUUGGUGGGCCUGCAGACCCCAUUGCCCCCACCAUAAUCAUCCCCCCAACAAACACCAGUGUAGUGUCAGGCACGUCUGAAGUCACCAUGGAGUGUGUCGCGAACGCAAGACCACUGAUCAAACUCAGCAUCACAUGGAGGAAGAACAGGGUUCUGGUCACCAGUGGUCUGAGUGACUUCAACCGCAGACUGACCAUUAUCGGCCCUGUGGUCAGUGACUCAGGGUUCUAUGAAUGUGAGGUGGUCCUCCGCAGCAGCAGUGUGCCUUCUGUCAAUGCUGGGGCCUACCUUCAUGUUCAAGAGCCUCCCCAGUUUGUGAAGGAACCAGAGAAACACAUCAUUGCUGAGAUGGAGAAAGUGGUGGAUAUCCCCUGUCAGGCACGAGGUGUGCCUCAACCAGACAUUGUGUGGUAUAAGGAUGCGGCGCCCAUCAGCCCAGUGAAAACCCCCAGGUAUAGGGUGUUAGUGGGGGGCAGUUUGCAGGUCAACGGCCUUCUUCCUGACGACACAGGGAUGUUCCAAUGCUUUGCACGGAACCUGGCAGGAGAGGUGCAGACCAACACCUACCUGGCUGUCACUAGCAUCGCCCCUAACAUCACAGCUGGACCAUCUGACAGCACGGUGAUUGACGGCAUGUCAGUCAUUCUCCACUGUGAAACAUCAGGAGCACCAAGACCAGCUAUCACCUGGCAGAAAGGUGAGCGUGUUCUGGCCAGUGGUUCUGUUCAGCUGCCCAGGUUCACCUUGCUGGAGUCAGGCAGCCUGCUCAUCUCCCCAUCCCACAUAUCAGACGCUGGCACCUACACCUGCAUGGCCAGCAACUCCCGGGGCAUAGACGAGGCUGCUGCUGACCUUGUGGUGUGGGCUCGCACCCGUAUCAACACCCCCCCUCAGGACCAGAGUGUCAUCAAAGGCACCAAGGCCACUGUGACCUGUGGAGUUACACACGACCCCAGUGUCACGGUCAGGUAUGUGUGGGAGAAGGAGGGCUUGGUCAUCAACGCCCAGUCUAUCCCUCGUAUCCGACUGGACCCGGAUGGUACCCUCCACAUCUCCCAGACCUGGUCAGGUGACAUCGGGACCUACACCUGUAGGGUUAUGUCGGUAGGAGGCAACGACUCACGCAGCGCACACCUCCGAGUCAGACAGCUGCCCUAUGCUCCAGAGAACCCUGCGGCCCUGCUAAGUUCCUCAGAAAAGAGGGCCAUUAACCUGACCUGGGCCAAGCCCUUCGACGGGAACAGCCCCCUGCUUCGCUACAUCCUGGAGGUCUCUGAGAACAACGCUCCCUGGGCUAUCCUCCUGGCCAACAUAGAGCCUGAGUCGACAGCAGUGACCGUCAGUGGACUCAUCCCAGCACGCUCCUACCAGUUCCGCCUGUGUGCCGUCAACGACGUGGGCAAGGGCCAGUUCAGCAAGGAGACUGACCGUGUAUCUCUACCAGAGGAACCUCCCAGUGCCCCUCCCCAGAAUGUGAUCGCCAGCGGCCGCACCAACCAGUCCAUCAUGAUCCAGUGGCAGCCCCCACCAGAGAGCCACCAGAACGGGGUUCUCAGGGGCUACAGCGUCCGGUAUCGUCUAACAGGUCUUCCAGUGGACUACCAGAGUAAGAACAUCUCCAAACCCGACGUUACCAACAUUCUCCUGGAGGACCUGAUCAUCUGGACCAACUAUGAGAUAGAGGUGGCAGCCUACAACAGGGCGGGGCUAGGAACCUUCAGCCACAAGGUCACUGAGUGGACGCUGCAGGGAGUGCCGACUAUAGCCCCCAGUAAAGUUCAGGUGGAGGCCGUCAAUUCCACGACCAUCCGUAUCACCUGGGCCGCCCCUAACCCUCAGUUUAUCAACGGGAUCAACCAGGGAUACAAGCUGUUGGCAUGGGAGCCAGGUCAGGAAGAGGAGGUCACCAUGGUUACAGUGAGACCUAACUUCCAGGACAGUGUGCAUGUGGGCUAUGUGACGGGGCUGAAGAAGUUCACAGAGUACUACAGCUCUGUGCUGUGUUUCACUACGCCUGGAGACGGCCCCCGCAGCCCCGCCAACGGCCUGAGGACACAUGAAGACACUCCUGGGGCGGUGGGUGACCUGAGCUUCACAGAGAUCCUCGACACGUCUCUCAAAGUGAGCUGGAGAGAACCUGAAGAGAAGAACGGAGUCCUCACAGGGUACCGUAUCUCAUGGGAGGAGUUUAACCGCACCAACACACGGGUGACCCACUACCUCCCCAACGUGACCCUGCAGUACCGCGUCACAGGGCUGACUGCCCUCACCACCUACACCAUCGAGGUGGCCGGCAUGACCUCCAAGGGCCAGGGAAAACUGUCCUCCUCCACAAUCUCUUCUGGAGUACCUCCAGAGCUGCCUGGUCCUCCCACCAACAUGGCCAUCUCCAACAUUGGCCCUCGAUCCAUCACUCUCCAGUUCAAACCCGGCUACGAUGGAAAGACCUCCAUCUCUCGCUGGCAGGUAGAGGCCCAGGUCAGUGUGAUAGGAGACAAUGAGGACUGGGUGAUUGUUCACCAGCUGCCCAACGAGCCUGAUGCCCGAUCCCUGGAGGUGCCAGGACUAAACCCAUACACAUUUUACAGGUUCCGUAUGCGUCAGGUGAACAUUGUGGGGACUAGUCCUCCCAGUCAGCCCUCCAGGAAGAUCCAGACCUUGCAGGCCCGUCCAGAUAUGUUCCCCGCUAACGUCACCCUGCGCACGGCCAGCGAGACCAGUCUGUGGCUCCGAUGGGUGCCCCUACCAGAGUGGGAGUACAAUGGGGACCCAGAGGUGGUGGGCUACCGGGUCCAGUACUCCCGCACAGGCUCCCAGGGUAGGGCGCUGACCCAUGUGAUCGCUGACCGGCUGGAGAGGGAGUUCACCAUCGAGGACCUGGAGGAGUGGACAGAGUAUGAUGUCAGGGUUCAGGCUCUCAAUGGCAUUGGGGCCGGGCCCUGGAGCCAGCCUGUCAGAGGAAGGACCAGGGAGUCUGUCCCCUCCUGUGGCCCCACCAACGUGUCAGCCUUUGCCACAACCUCCAGCAGUAUCCUGGUGCGCUGGUUUGAAGUACCAGAACCAGACCGGAAUGGGCUGAUCUUGGGAUACAAGGUGUUGUAUAGGGAGAAGGACUCUGACUCUUCCCUCCAGUUGUGGACAGUGGAUGGGAACGCCAGCCACAGUGUCCAGCUGACUGGUCUGGGGAAAUACGUCCUCUAUGAGAUCCAGGUCCUGGCCUUCACCCGCAUCGGAGACGGCAUGCCCAGCUCACCACUCAUACUGGAGAGAACUCUGGACGACGUGCCCGGCCCUCCAGUGGGCAUCCUGUUCCCUGAGGUCCGGACCACCUCGGUGCGUCUCAUCUGGCAGUCCCCGUCCCAGCCUAAUGGUAUCAUCCUGGCCUAUCAGAUCACGUAUCGUCUGAACUCGACCAAUAGCAACACGGCCACAGUGGACGUCUUAAACCCGAGUGCUCGCCAGUACAUGGUGACUGGCCUGAAACAAGAGUCAGUGUACGUGUUCCGCAUCACAGCCCAGACACGCAAGGGCUGGGGGGAGGCUGCAGAGGCACUGGUGGUCACUACCGAGAAGAGAGCUCGCCCUCAGCCCACCGGGCGUCCCAUGGUGCCCCAAGAGAAUGUUCAGGCCCGCAGCGUGUUGUUGUCAUGGGAACCAGGCAGCGAUGGCCUCUCUCCGGUCCGCUACUACACCGUGCAGCUGAGAGAACUGCCCGACAGCAACUGGACCGUCCACUCUGCCUCGGUCAACCACGAGUCUAGCUUCUACAUAGUUGGCAGGCUGAAGCCCUUCAUCUCCUACCAGUUUAGAGUGAAAGCCACCAACGACAUAGGAGACAGUGAAUACAGCGAGGAGAGUGAAGUUAUCACCACACUACAGGACGCCCCUGACGAAGCCCCCACAAUCCUCUCUGUCACACCACACACAACUACAUCCGUGCUGAUUCGCUGGCAGCAUCCGUCUGAGGAGAAGAUUAACGGUAUCCUCCUGGGUUUCCGGAUACGAUACCGGGAGCUCAUGUACGACCGCCUCCGCAGCGUCUCCGUACGCACCGCCAACAGCCCCUCCAAUACAUGGACCGAGCUCAACUCCCCCUACAGCGUGAGAAACCUGAGCGAGUCCUCUCUCACCCAGUAUGAGCUGGAUAACCUGAGCAAACACAAGCGCUAUGAGAUCAGGAUGAGUGUGUAUAACGCCGUGGGGGAGGGACCAACCAGCACACCACAGGAAGUGUUUGUAGGAGAAGCAGUACCCACCGCCCCACCUCAGAACGUGGCCAUCCAAUCAGCAACGGCCACCCAGCUGGACGUGACGUGGGAGCCUCCUCCAUUGGACUCUCAGAACGGAGACAUCCAGGGAUACAAGGUGUACUUCUGGGAGAUCCAGCACAAGAAUGAGACGGAGAGACUGCGCACCCUUUUCCUGCCAGAGGGAGGGGUCAAGCUGAAGAACCUGACUGGAUACACCACCUACAUGAUCAGUGUGGCCCUCUUCAACGCAGCAGGGGACGGGCCCCGAAGCCCACCAACCAGGGGCCGUACACAACAGGCUGCCCCCAGCGCUCCCAGCUUCAUCCACUUCAGUGAGCUGACUACCACGUCAGUCAACGUGUCCUGGGGUGAGCCCACCUACCCCAACGGCAUUCUAGAGGGCUACCGGCUGGUCUACGAGCCCUGCACCCCUGUUGACGAAUCUUCCGUGGCCUGUGCCGACUGUCUUCACUCCCCCUCCCCCCCAGGCGUCAGUAAGAUAGUGACGGUGGACGUCAAAGGGGCCCCGUUCUGGAUGAAGAUCAAGGACCUGGCUGACGGGGUGACCUACAACUUCAGGAUCCGGGCCAAGACGUUCAUAUACGGGCCUGAGGUGGAGGCUAACAUCACCAUGGGGCCUGGGGAAGGAGCCCCGGGCCCCCCUGGAGAGCCUUUCAUCUCUCGGUACGGCUCAGCUCUUACCAUCCACUGGUCCAACGGUGACCCCGGGAGUUCGCCUAUCACACACUACGUCAUCGAGGCCAGACCUUCAGAUGAGGGCUUGUGGGAUAUCUUGAUCAAGGACAUCCCAAAGGAAGUGACGUCAUACGCCUUCAACAUGGACAUUCUGAAGCAAGGGGUUAGUUAUGACUUCCGGGUUAUUGGCGUGAACGACUAUGGCUACGGGUCUCCUAGUCCACCCUCAGCCUCCAUAUCUGCCAAAAAGGUGGCGCCAUUCUACGAGGAGUGGUGGUUCUUGGUGGUGGUGGCCCUGGUAGGUCUUAUCUUCAUCCUCCUUCUGGUCUUCAUCCUCAUCAUCAGAGGACAGAGCAAGAAGUACGCCAAGAAAUCUGACUCAGGGAACAACUCCAACUGUAAUGCCCUGACCCAUGGAGAUAUGGUCAGCCUGGACGAGGGACGCUUCCCCGCCCUGGAACUCAACAACCGACGGCUGUCCGUCAAGAACUCCUUCUGCCGUAAGAACGGUGUCUAUACCAGGUCUCCUCCUCGGCCCAGCCCAGGCAGUCUCAACUACUCUGACGAGGAUUUGAGCACCACCAAGUACAACGAUCUGAUCCCAGCUGAGAGCAGCAGCCUGACAGAGAAACCAUCUGAGAUAUCAGACUCUAAGGAGGCCCUGGUGUUCUCAUAUGGGACGGGUGGUCUGCGUGUGCUUCCACUGAACUGGGGCAGUGACAGUGAGUACGAAGUGGACCAGCACAGACAGAAGACACACUCCUUUGUGAGCCACUACAUCAGUGACCCCACCUACUACAACUCCUGGCGCCGCCAGCAGAAGGGCAUCUCCCGGGCACAGGCCUACAAUUAUACAGAAUCAGAGUCGGGUGACCCGGAGCCCUGCGCCCCGUCACCACCCCUGCCCCCGCUACCACCCCAGCUCACCUCCACCACCCCUCUACCCCAGACCCAGACCCAGCCCCAUGGUCAACCACAGGGCCUCACACCCCAGGGCCAGGGUAGUCUGUUCAGGCCUAAAGGCAGCCGGACUCCCACCCCCUCUCAGCAGCUCUCCAACUCCACCCCUCCUAGCCACUCCAACACCCUGUCCUACUGGCCACCCAGCAGCCCCAGCCCAGCCCCUGGAUCUCGGGCCCCCAUCGCCGGGUUCUCCUCAUUCGUUUGAUUCCGAGAGGGAUCUGUGUUCCCUUCUGAAAACAAAACCCACCCUGCUGCCCAACGUGUCUAGAGAGUAAAUACCCAACACAAAAAAACCUCAGAAUCCACCAUCUUGAUUUCUGUUUCUCUGUUUUUUCUUACUUGUUUUUCUUCUUUCCUUUUUAUUACAGAGUUGUGUUUUAAGGAUCAUACUGUACACAAACAUGACAGAAGUUACCUACUUUAUUCCACUACAUUGUUCCUCUUGUGUGUGUGUGCUGGUAUAGUUUUAUUUUGUGUGUGUGC